GGCAUUGCAGGAGCAAAGUUUUGCUGAAGUGGCGUUAGAAGCAGAAGUAAGUGCAUGUUGGUCAGCAUAUUAAAGCCAGUUUUGUGUGUGCGUGAAACUCGUGUUGAAUUUUGAAUGUUUUAUCUGCAAUGUCAAUUUGGAACUUGAUUGGAUAAGUCGGAUACGUGCAUUUAAAAAAAAAAUGAGUUGGGGAAUCGAACUUUGGGACCAAUACGACAACGUAGCUGCCCACACCCAAAAGGGCAUCGACUUUCUUGAACGCUAUGGGAACUUUAUACGAGAUCGGUGUGCGAUCGAAUCCGAGUACGCCGGCAAAUUGAGGCGGCUGGUAAAGUCGUAUAUGCCGAAGAAAAAGGAAGAAGAAGAAUACCAAUUUUCGUGCCAGAAAGCGUUCCGCGACGUCCUGACCGAAGUCAAUGAUCAAGCUGGCCAGCAUGAAGUGGUCGCCGAGAACCUAACGUCAGCCGUCACCAAGGAAAUUGUGGCUCUCGUAAAAGACUUGAAAGAAGAACGUAAAAAGGCUCUACAAGAAGGCGCUAAAUUACAGUCGUCGUUGAGCCAGCAACUGUCGGCUCUGGAUCGGGCACAGAAGAAUUAUGAAAAGGCUUUCCGGGAAGCAGAGCGGGCAGAAGACGCGUACCGCAAAGCCGACGCGGAUCUGAACCUCUCUAGAGCUGACGUGGAGAAGCAGCGCAUUAACUCGUCCAUCAAAAGUCACCAGUGCGAUGACAACAAAAACGAGUACGCUAAGCAGCUGCAGAAAACCAACGAGCUUCAGACAUGUCACUACCAGACGGCCCUGCCAGGUGUGUUCCAUACCCUACAGGAGUUGGACGAUAAAAGAAUCAAACAAAUUGAGAAUUUUAUCCGGAAGGGCGUCGAUAUAGAACGAAGUGUCUUUCCCAUAAUUAACAAAUGUUUGGACGGAAUCAUUCGAGCAGCCGACAGUGUCGACCCAGAAAAAGACUCGCGGUUGGUGAUUGAACGGUACAAGUCUGGUUUCUCGCCACCGGAAGAUGUUCCCUUUGAAGACCUGAGCAAUAUGCGAAGUGGCAGCGUCGGCUCGGACUCGUCCAGCAAUGGCGGCGGCGUGGGCAGUGGCGCCAUUCAUUCCACCAUUAGCCUUACCUCGAGCGGUAUCCUCAAGUCCGAGACGAAAAGCGGCACGUUGACCGCUAUGAAACUUAAAAAACGGGCCGGCAUCUUUAGCAUAUUCAACGCUGGCAAGUCGUCUCUCAUCGCCUUGGUCGAACCCAAGGAGGAUUUUAGUGAUUUGGCACCGAACCAGCGACGCAAGAAGUUGCAACAGCGGCUGGACGAGAUCAACACGCGUUUACUGCAGGAGACGGCGACGCGCGACGGACUCAUGAAAAUGAAGGGCGUCUACGAACAAAACCGCGCCUUAGGCGACCCGCUUUCCAUUGAGGGCCAACUGACAGAGAGUGGACAGAGGUUGGAUAAACUACGGUUAGAACUUCACAAGUUCCAAGGGUACCUGGAUGAAGCCGAAGGCCGAGUAGCGUCCCAAACAAUAAACGCGCCUGCUGUCCGAACGUCUUCGGCCAUGGGCAUGAAUGGCAGUAGUGGAGGACUAGGACUGAGGAAAUUGGUGGGAUCUAAAGGAUCGAACAACGCCCUGACCCAGCACGGCGGCUCCGACGAAUCCCUUAGCCGGAGCGCGUCCGAUUCGAGCGUUUCCAAUCCUAACAAUAAACCUUCUCUACCUGGAACGCCGCAACCUACCCACGGGUCGUCCCAUAGUCCGGAAAGCGGAGUCGGCUCACACGCCUCACAUACUAGCUUCCCCGAUUCAGAGGUGGAAAGGCUUUACGCUAACGCUGAGGCGGAGAUUGACGCUGAAGAGGACGAUACGCUCAACGGGAGCGAAGUGUACGAAAGCGAACUACUGCCAGUUUUGGGUACCUGCCGAGCACUUUACGCAUUUGAAGCCCAAAGCGAAGGCUCCAUCCCCCUGCACGAAGGCGAAGAGCUGUUCGUCAUCGAAGUCGACCAAGGAGACGGCUGGACAAGAGUUCGGCGGAAUUCCGGCUUUGAGGAAGGCUUUGUUCCCACCUCCUAUAUUCAGUGUACGCUGUAUAAUAAUUGCUAGUUCACCCACCAACACUUGCCCCAUCCGCGUCUUCAAUUAUUUAUUGGCUAUUAAAAAGAGAGAGAGAGAGAGAGAG
Molecule: messenger RNA, 2186 nt
Organism: Daphnia carinata
Lineage: Eukaryota; Metazoa; Arthropoda; Branchiopoda; Diplostraca; Daphniidae
Gene: Cip4
Product: formin-binding protein 1-like
Exons: 11
Coding region: 182-2110 (642 amino acids)
Biological process (GO): signal transduction
Molecular function (GO): protein binding
Source: RefSeq, a predicted model, not a curated record